Cottoperca gobio is the source of this 5472-nucleotide messenger RNA. RefSeq names its product supervillin a (gene svila). Gene Ontology annotation, cellular component: actin cytoskeleton; cytoplasm. Gene Ontology annotation, molecular function: actin filament binding; phosphatidylinositol-4,5-bisphosphate binding. The transcript is spliced from 29 exons. Gene Ontology annotation, biological process: actin polymerization or depolymerization; cytoskeleton organization; actin filament severing. The coding region runs from base 117 to 4541 and encodes 1474 amino acids. The record is from RefSeq and is a predicted model, not a curated record. Lineage: Eukaryota; Metazoa; Chordata; Actinopteri; Perciformes; Bovichtidae.
AACAACUACUUUUGUAGCUGUAUCACCUUUUAGGCAGCUGCUCCUCUUUCUACCCUGUCUUUCCAUCUCUUUCACUUAAUUUCUGUCUUUCCCUCUCCCCUGAAUUUAUUGCCAAAAUGUACCGGAACCCGUGGAUCUCGAAUUACCUGACUCAUGUCAAGUUUUGCAGCCAAGGGCUUGGGAGUGAGACUCCCAUUAAACUAAGCAACCCCAGAUUGCUACAGAAGAGAGCUUUGAGCUUCCAGAAAGAAUUCACCUACGACGAAAAAGACGACCCAGCUAAAAGCAAAGAUAUAGAUGUUAGUCUCUUGGCCAAUCUCCCAAAGUUGACUUUUACCCACUCAUUCACUUGUCUCCCACCGGGUUUCCAUUGGAACAGUGCAAGGGCGAAACUGAGCACUGAUUGGUUCCUCCAGACUGAUGCUGAGGGCGACACCCAUUCCCUCAUCAACUGGCCCUCGAGAAUCAGAGUUAGGGAGAGACUUGCCAGGGAGGAGGGCCGCCAGAGGAGCCCAGAGCUGGGAAAUGUUACAGAAGCCCCGGUGUACCGCAGACAAUUUCAACACCAGACCCAAACCUCUACACGCUACAAUACGGACCCACCAGGCCCCCAGCAGAUUUACUCCCAUCCCCACCAUCACCCCCAGGCUCAGCUCACCCGACCUGGGCAACCUGGAGGACAAGAACUUGUCGGUAACCCCAGUUACCUGUCCAUGGCUUCUGGUCACUCAUCCAGAGCUGUGCAGGAACAACAGCCCCAGGAAGAAGAGACUGAGGAGUCGGCGGACAAGAAGACACGGGGCCUUCUGAAGAGCAGGAAAGCAGUGCUGCCCUCUGAGAUCCGCCGUAGGGAGAGGAGCACUGAUGACCCCCGGAGAGGAAGGGGGGAAGAGGAGCAAGAGAUUUCCAGGGCACUGGGUCUUAGCCAGGCAAGGGAGGCUGAGGCAGAGGAUCCUGCAAGAGGAGGACACAGAACCAGAGCCAGGUGGGAUGAAACGGAGCACACUUCACAUCUGCAAGCAUCAGAGAGCAGGCUCAGAGAGCGGGAAAAUGGCAUUUAUAUCCACAAGGGGGUGGCUGCCACCCAUAUCCUGCCCAGAGCAGCACAUGCAGGCCCAGAAAGCUCCCCCUCCAGCACAGCCAUUAGCCACUCUGUGUCGGAUGCUGGGGAACUGCGAGGGCUCAGUCAGAGGAACCUGCAGCACCCCACCCACGACCCCCGAGAGAUCAGGGAGGGGGAAGGUUUCGGUGACCGAGAGAGUCACCAGGACAGCCGGGUAUCUGUGGCCCAGCUCAGACAUUCCUACAUGGAGAGCACCACCACCCCUCCAACCAGCCGCAGGAAUGAGCUUGAUGUUGAAGGGGACGGGGCACCCGCAGGCUACGGGGCCCUAUGGAGAGGGGAGAGGGACAGGGGGCGCAGGCCCCGGCAGUAUAUCUAUCCCGGGGAGAGUAGAAAGACCUCAGAGAGGUUUAGGACGCAGCCCAUCACUUCUGCUGAGCGCCAGGAGACUGAUAGGUCUUGUGUGAGUUCAGAUCGUGCUUCCACUGAAGGUGAUGAAGAGAAGCUAGAUGAACGGGCCAAGCUGAGCGUAGCAGCCAAGCGCUCUCUCUUCAGGGAACUUGAAAAGAGCAUUGAUGGCGGAGCUCCUAAACCACGAUCCAGAAACACAGCGGUGGACAGGAGACUAAGACGGACACAAGACCGAUCCAGAACUCAGCCAGUCACCACUGAGGAAGUAGUCAUCGCCGCCACCAUCCCCACUCACGUGCCACACACGGUGACAGUUUACACUGCUGUAGCACGCGCCUCUAGCCCCACUCUAGUUUGCAGCACUGUCCCUCCAUACAGCCUGCGGGCAUCCACGCAGCAGAGUGCCACCGCCCGGGAUAAGGCGCGGGAGGCUCGGCAGGCGCAGGACAUCCAGGAGGUCCAGGCCUCUAAGCCAGUGUCCACAGUGGAGGGGAAAGGUCAGAGCCAGGAUCAGGGUCAAGACGAGCCUGACCUCAGCACCCUCAGCCUGGCGGAAAAGAUGGCGCUGUUCAACAGACUGGCUCAGCCUCCCAUCAGGGUCACCCGCACCAGGGGGGACACACGCCAGCGCAGGGCCAAUGCUCGCUACCAGACACAGCCCAUCACACUUGGAGAUAUGGAGCAGGAGCCUUCAGACAUAGACUUCAUGGAUGAACAGGAGCUAUGUGACCGCCCCGUAGAGCACCUACACCUUCAAAACGGUGCAGGCUCUCGGUUCAGACACAUCCCCAACGAGUCCUCCCCCACUGCUCUGAGAGAAGACACUGUGUCCACUGACCAUGCCGGAGACAUCCACAUAACCAGAGCAGCAGCCCGGGUCGAACCCCUGCCUCCCAAAUCUGACCGGUCUCUGCCCACUCACCACCCAGACGGCCCCUCCCGGAGGUCCCAGGACGCUGCGGACCACCAGAGGUACCAAAUAUUCCCCCACGGAGAAGACUGCGCUGAUCUGGGUGGAGGGAAGCGGAAACUGCCCUCUCCUGAGGGAGCGGUCAGGCAGGCCGCUCUGCCCCAGCCCCAGACUGGAAGAGAGAGGAGGGAGGAGGAGGAGGUGGUUGAGGAAGAGGAGGAGCAGUGGCUGACCGGAGGGUGGGGAGCCGUGCAGAGCCACAGCCACAGGCUCCAGGAGAGUCAGGAGGAGUAUCUAAGGGAGGAAGGACACCACCCAGAGAAGAGCAGGGCCUUCAGUGGAGAGCCGCCGGAGUCCACAUCCAGAGCAGUAUCUGGUUCGCCCAGGAAUCUGUGUCAGCCACCAGCGGCCGACACACACGCGGACGACCUGUAUCAGCCCGAGGAGGGAGAUGAGCUGAGCAACAUGAUGAUGACCAGACAAAUGUCCAUCAAAGACAGAGUGGCCUUAUUGAAGAAGAGCGGCGAGGACGACUGGAGGAACAGGAUCAAUAGGAAGCAGGAUGGGGUGGACGUGGGCGAACAGCACGCUCAGCUCUUGGAGCUGGAGCAGAGCUUCAAGAAGAAGGACGAUGAAGCACUUAUGAUGAUCGACGAGUUUGCUGUGUCCGAACAGCUCUGGGAGCCGCUCUUUGCAUCUACUUUCUCUCCUCCUCCUGAGCCUCCUUUCCAUACUCCUUCCCCUGACGAGUCAGCCAGCCAGACCACCGUAUCUCCCAGACCCAUGCAGGUGGAUGAGAGACACCCCUGGAGACGGAAGAGAAUAGCUGAGGCUGAAAUGGAGUGCGAGGGGGUUGAUGCUCACAUGUCCAUCCAGGAGAGGAAACUGCUCAUAGUAGCCCAAGAGGAGGCCUGGAAGACCAAAGGCUAUGGAGCCGCCAACGACUCCACCCAGUUCACUGUGGCUGCACGCAUGGUGAAGAAAGGGUUGGCCUCCCCUUCAGCCAUCCAGUCUCCAGUAACUUCCAAACCCAAGAACAGCAGCAGCCUCUCCAUCUCCAAACCACAGGAAGACAUGGAGGAGAUGUCUGAUAUCGAAGCUCCUCUCAUUCUGCCUCUGUUCCCCCCAGGUGACUGGCGUCUGUACUGUGUGCGGGGAGAGGCGGAGGUGGAGGGCCACCUGCUGGAGGUGGCCUGUCACUGCAGCAGCCUGCGCUCAAGGGUCUCGAUGGUGCUGCUGAGCGUCAGCCAGGCUCUCAUCUACCUGUGGCAUGGCUGCAAGUCUCAGACACACACGCGGGAGGUGGCACGCACCGCCGCAAACAAAAUCAAAGAACACUGUCCUCUGGAAACAGGCAUCCACAGCAGCAACAAGGUGACCAUCCGGGAAUGUGACGAGGGAGCAGAGCCCACAGGAUUCUGGGAACCCCUCGGGAGGAGGGACAGAAAAGUCUAUGACUGCAUGCUGCAAGACCCGGGGAGGUUCAACUUCUCACCACGUCUGUACCAGCUGAGCAGCAGCUCAGGAGAGUUUGCAGCUGUGGAGUUUCUCUACCCUGCCAGAGAUCCCAAGGAGGUCAACUCUAUGCCCUUCCUGCAGGAGGACCUUUAUACAGCGUCCCAGCCAGCCCUGUUCCUGGUGGACAACCACCACGAGGUGUAUCUGUGGCAGGGCUGGUGGCCUCAGGACAGUGAAAGCACCGGCUCAGCACGAAUCCGCUGGGACUCGGACAGGAAGUGUGCCAUGGAGACUGUGCUGCAGUACUGCAGAGAAAAGAAUGAGAAGAAGCCUCCCAAAGCGUAUCUGAUCCAUGCUGGUCUGGAGCCACUCACCUUCACCAACAUGUUCCCCAGCUGGGAGCACAGAGAGGACAUCGCUGAGAUCACUGAGAGGGAGGCCGAGGUGUGUAACCAGAUUAUCCUAGUGGAGGACGUGUUGGCCAGGCUGUGUAAGACCACAUACCCUCUGGCAGAUGUGCUGGCCCGGCCUCUGCCUGAGGGCGUUGACCCUCUUCGCCUCGAGGUCUACCUGUCUGAUGACGACUUUGAGGGUGUAAGGGCUCAUGGGAAGACUGCCCUGGACAUGAGCAGACAGGAGUACGGGGCUUUGCCUGGCUGGAAGCAGGUCAAUGUGAAGAAAGCCAAAGGACUUUUCUAAACGCUUGAAACGGAACGCUGACCCCAAAGACACCAGGAUGUGGUUUUGUCUCCUCUUCUGUUCGCGUCUGGACACCACAGAGGCUCAGGAGCGGCCUCUCCUGGGUCCUCCCUGUAACGGAGGGUCGAGCACGGACGAAGGGAGAAGAGAAGGUAUGGAAGAGGUGAACAGUGAGCGGGAGGUGGACCAGCUUCUCGUGCUGCACAUUUCCUUCCAUUUCUGUGUAUUUUUGGUUGUGUAAGUAUGAGACAAAUGCAGGCGGAUGCUUUUCUGAGUGAAUGUGUUAAUAGCUCUUCUUUAAAGUCACUCUCUUGAAAACGAGAAGUUUCAAAUGGCGUCCAUUGGCAGGGAGUGCAGGUCCAAGAACUUUAUUGAAUGUACAUAUGUACCAUACGCAGAAAUAAGCCCAAUGCCCUUACAUUGUCAGCCAUGUAGCCAUCUGUUAGUGCGGGCCGACCAGCCUGUUCAGCACGCACCAGACUGCUAUUCUACUAUGUAUGUUUGCGCAUUACAAAUUUAUAUUUAUCAAAUCCAUAUAGGAUUUUUGUUUUUUUUAAAGCUGCAUGACUAUUCACUGAGCUAAAAAUGAUUGAAUAAAAUGGAUAACUAAUGUCGAGGAGGUUUGUGUCAUAUGUUGAUAAAUACUGGAUAUUACAGAAUUCUCUGUGGCUGUACAGUUCACCGUUUGCCAUUUACAAAUCAAAUGAUGCAGAUUUAUUAGUGUGUCUAGUGUCAUUAAUGUUCCAGAUUAAAGAAAGUAUACGGGCAAAAAAAGAUAGUGAUGAUGAAAUGUAUUUGAUUUUUAAAUUCUACAGUGUAUAGUGCCUUGCUUUUGUGUACAGUUUAUAUAAAGAUCCUAGUCUGCCUUUUGAAGACCUUUUUGUGAUAUAAAGAAAUAUUAGAGAAAUAAACUCUGAAAGUUGAAAAAGUC